AUGUCUGAAGAAAAGAUCCAGAAUAGCCAAUUCGCUAAACGCAAUACCAGUCAAAGUCAGCCUCACCCUAAUAAUAACUCUAGGUCCCAAAAUAACCAAAAUUCAUCCGGUGGAAAACCUAAUUAUAACUCUCCAAAUAAGUCUUACCCAAGGUUUUCCUCAAAUUAUCCUAAUAAUUCCCAAUCGUCCAAACAACCAGCGUUAUUUUGUAAGUAUUGUAAAGCUACGGGCCACGAAAUUAAGGAUUGUGAGCUCCGUAUAGCUAACAAUAAUCGCCGCAAUCAGAAGCCUGGUAAUGGCAAUUAUUCCUAUCCCAAUCGAGUGUCCCACGUAGUUGAACACAUCGAUGAACCUGACGAUGAAUAUCCUAUCGAACCGGAGUCUUUAAACGAAUAA
Molecule: messenger RNA, 396 nt
Organism: Pieris macdunnoughi
Lineage: Eukaryota; Metazoa; Arthropoda; Insecta; Lepidoptera; Pieridae
Source: the annotation of a GenBank genome assembly